This is a messenger RNA of Racocetra persica, 179 nucleotides long. Lineage: Eukaryota; Fungi; Glomeromycota; Glomeromycetes; Diversisporales; Gigasporaceae. The record is from the annotation of a GenBank genome assembly.
UUCAAGAUAAAUAUGAAGUAGCUAAAACUGGUAAAAAUAAUGGACCUGUAGCAAAAGCUACACAAUCAAUAAAACUGUAUGAUAAAAAAAGAGCACCUAAAAAACAACUAACAAAUAAAAAGAAGCAUAAUAAAUCUAUUGUUAAUGAAGAAGAAGAUUUAUUAACACUAUUAAAAUAG